GCCAAGGCUACAAGCCAAAUUAUCACACAUACAAAAGGGUUGGAAGCAGCUUAGCUCUCCUUACUCCCAGCAGAGCAAACACCACUCCAUGUCCAUGGCACUGCAUCAAACCCUUCUCCUCCUCCUCUUCGUCUCCAUCGCCAUCCACCGCGCCGUCGCCCAGACCACCACCUCCACCGCUGUCCGCGGCGACGGCAACCGGUUCGUGACCUACUCCUUCCCCAGCUUCGCCAACGCGCUGCUCCACCUGCAGGCCAACCUCACGGUGCUCAACAACGCCAGCAUCAGCCAGGGCGCCCUCCAGAUCACCCCCGAUAGCAGCAACAGCGCCGACGGCUACCUCGUCAACCAGACCGGCCGCGUCUUCUUCUCCACCCCCUUCACCCUCUGGUCGCCGGCGGCUGGUGGUGGGGGCAAUGGCAAUGGCAAUGGCACCUAUGUCGCGUCGUUCAACAUGGUGUUCAGGGUGAACAUAUUCCGGACGAACACCAGCGACCCCGGCGAGGGCGUCGCGUUCGUCGUGGCGUCCGGGCUCGACCCGCCGCCUCCCGGCAGCUACAGCGGCUUCCUCGGCCUCACGAACGCGUCCACCGACGGCGACGACGCGAACCGGUUCGUGGCCUUGGAGCUCGACACGGUGAAGCAGGGGUACGACCCCGACGACAACCAUGUCGGCCUCGACGUCAACGGCGUCCGGUCGGUGAAGGCCGUGCCGCUGGCGCCGUUCGGCAUCAAGCUCGGCGCCGCCAACGCCAGCAACUUCUUCGUCUGGGUCGACUACGAUGGCACGUCUCGCCACGUGUGGAUGUACAUGGCCAGGUCCGACGACGGCGUGCCCAGCCCCAAGCCGCCGUCGCCGGUGCUCGACGCGCCGCUCGACCUCUCCGCGUUCGUCGCCGAGAAGGCCUACUUCGGCUUCUCCGCGUCGACGGGCACGCGGUUCCAGCUCAACUGCCUGCACAUGUGGAACAUGACGGUGGAGCUGCUCGACGACGGCAGCCGCUCCUCCGGCGGCGGCCAGACGCGGCGGAAGCUGGGGCUGGGCGUCGGCGUGCCGUGCGGCGUCGCCGCGCUCGCCACCGGCGCUGUGGUGGCGUUCCUGUACAUCAAGAAGAGGAGGCGCAGAGUCGGCGACGAUCCGGAGUCGCUGUCGUCGACGGCGGCGUUCAAGUUCAACAAGAGCAGCAUCAACCUGAGGAGCCUCGCCGGGACGCCCAAGGAGUUCGAGUACACGGAGCUGAGGAAGGGGACGGAGGACUUCGCCGCGAAGAACAAGCUCGGCCAGGGUGGCUACGGCGUGGUGUACAAGGCCGUCGUCGCCGGCGACAGCGACGGCGAGAGCGUGGAGGUGGCCGUCAAGCAGUUCUCGGCGGCCAACACCAAGGGCCAGGAGGACUUCCUCGCCGAGCUCAGCAUCAUCAACCGCCUCCGCCACCGCAACCUCGUCCGCCUUCGCGGGUGGUGCCAUCAGAACGGCGUGCUGCUGCUGGUGUACGACUACAUGCCGAACGGCAGCCUGGACAAGCACCUCUUCGGCGGCGCGGCGGUGGCGCCGGUGCUGAGCUGGGAGCAGAGGUACAACAUCGUCGCCGGCGUGGCGGCGGCGCUGAACUACCUCCACCACGAGUACGACCAGCGGGUAAUCCACCGCGACAUCAAGCCGUCGAACAUCAUGCUCGACUCCGCCUUCGGCGCCCGCCUCGGCGACUUCGGCCUCGCCCGCGCCCUCGACUCCGACAAGACCUCCUACACCGAGAUGGUGGGCGUGCCGGGGACGAUGGGCUACAUCGCGCCGGAGUGCUUCCACACCGGCCGCGCCACGCGGGAGUCCGACGUGUUCGGCCUCGGCGCCGUGCUCCUCGAGGUCGCCUGCGGCCGCCGCGUCUCGUUCGGCGCCGGCGGCGACGGCGGCGCCAUCGGCGGGUGCAGCCAGCUGCUGGAGUGGGUGUGGAGGCUCCACGGGGCCGGCCGCAUCCUCGACGCCGUGGACCCGAAGCUCGCCGGCGGCGCGUUCGACGCGGACGACGCCGACCGGCUCCUCCUCCUGGGGCUCGCGUGCAGCCACCCGGACCCCGGGGCGCGGCCCACCGCGAAGGCCGUCGUGCAGGUGCUCGCGCGCGCCGUGCCCGCGCCGGCCGUGCCGCCGUCCAAGCCGGCGUUCAUGUGGCCCGCGCUGUCGGGGGCGGACUGUGACGACAGCGACGGCGGCGGCGCCGGCGAGAUGUCGUCGAGGCACUCGGCCAGGACGACCAGCACGGAACAGACCAGCUCGACGUACUACGCGUCGUCGUCGUCCUACUCGUCCCACGGUUGCACACGCACGCAGGUGACGAGCAGCGGUGACGCCAUUGCUGACGAGACGAGAUAACAUACACAAGACCACAAGGUAGAUCCACCGGGCAACACGGUCUCUUUUUACAUCAAAGAAAAAAAUUGAUGACUGAUCCUGUAUGAGCCCUUUUUAAGGUAAUCCGUCUUAAGUAAAUCAUCCAGAUAUUAAUUCAGAUGUUUACCCUUUGCAACAUGACAACAUAUAUUCUAUUCCCUCUGUUUCUUUUUUAUGAUGUUGGUUAGUUCAACAUACAAGAAUGGAGGAAGUACUAGCUAGCAGGCAAUAAAUGUUGAAGCAUAUUCACAUAUGUGUAAAAUGUUGUUCUAAAGUCCUAGAAAUUUUCCAGUUGAAACAAGGAACAUUGAUUUCAAAACUCAUAAAUUUGAAAAUCUAAAAUAGAAACUAAAAUUUGUUCCUCUAUUUGAAUUACUUAAUAUUAAAUAAAUGAGAUUAAGAUAUCAUCUAAUUGAUGUGUGGUCGAUCUGAAGAUCGAUGUUUUAGUAUCGAAUUAAGUUGAAAUUCAAUGAAAUUGAGCAGUUGAAUUCAAAUUCCAAAUAGACACAUAGCAACUGAGUUUGUUGCACUAAUUAAUUUCCAAGCAUGCAAAUAAAAGUAUAAAUAUUCAUUUCUUUCCUUCGUUAAGAUCUAUUAUUAUCUCCUAGGAAGUAAUAUAAAUAUCACUACCAAUGUGAGAAAUAACAAAUCCAAUCACUACCAAUGUGAUCGUUUUCUAUAAUCCAAUUUAUCAUCUUUUUUUAUGUGUAGAUUUAAUUUAAGAUUGCUUGUUGUUUUACGCACAUAUAUGUGACAAAAUCAUCUACAUUGUCCUUUAUUAUUAUUUUUGAAAAUUCCUUAUAAUUAUAAGUUGAGGCCCUCUUUUAUUCACACAAUAGGAAAAAAAACAGGAAUGA
Molecule: messenger RNA, 3243 nt
Organism: Oryza sativa Japonica Group (Japanese rice)
Lineage: Eukaryota; Viridiplantae; Streptophyta; Magnoliopsida; Poales; Poaceae
Source: RefSeq, a predicted model, not a curated record